AGGGACGCUCAUAACUUCACGCAGAAACGUCUUCACCGCUUCCCACUUUCUCUCGUUCGUCUCUAUCUCUCUUCUCUCUCUCUCUCUCUCUCUCUCUCUGUCCCCAAACCCAAAACCCUUUCAUCUUCAUCGAUUUUGGAGUAGCUUUUCAUUCAUUUUUUGUCGUAACCAGCAUAGAAUAGUGAUGUUAUCGAUGGGAUUCAAUGGAAUGCACAACAACAAUGCUCGUGGAAGAGACCCGGAUUUCGGUGCGAUAUUUAUGUCGAAUAGCGGAACAAAGAGGGAAUGUUUCAAGAGGAAACUAUUUGGCCUUCCAUCGUCUGAAAUCAAGUUUGUAGAGAAGGUUAAAGCCGGGAUGAUUUUGUUUUUAUUUGAAUAUGACAAGAGACGACUUCAUGGUGUCUUCAAGGCUACUUGUGAUGGAUCUGUCAAUAUUGUGCCUAAUGCCUUCGCUGCUUCAGGGAAGCAAUUCCCUGCUCAGGUUAAGUUCGUUCCAAUUUGGUUCUGUGAGCCACUUCAUGAAAAGACAUUCCGGCGUGCAAUCAAAGAAAAUUACUUUUCAACUUACAAGUUUAACUUCGGGUUAUCUGAAAAGCAGGUCUCUGAACUUCUAUACUUGUUCAGCAAGAGAAAGCUAGAAGUGGAGGCUCCUGGGAGAUCCUUAACCAGAACAGAAGACUUGAAAUCAGACCGGGACAAAGUAGGUAAAGUUCGAAGAUCUGUUCGUCGUGAAAUGCAUGUUGAAACUGUUCGAAAUGAGCAAAGAAGUAUGAGUGAUAUCAUUUCACCAAUCUCAAUGCAUAAAUACCAUGGAGAUUCUUUGCAUCACAAUCGAGAAGAUGAAUAUAUUGGAUUGAAUAGAAGUGAUAUUGUUGUAAACAAGCAAGGAAGAGCUGCUGAGCUCAUGGUGGAUGCUACAAAUGGUUAUGCUAGUGAAUAUUUGACAUUCGAAGAUGAAAGCAGAUUUUCUGCACAUGAGAGUGAGGAUUAUAUUAGUAUCCGUACAUCUGAGUUUGCCGUGGAUACUAAUGGAUAUGUUAGUGAUUAUUUGACAUUAAAGGAUGAAAGCAGGUUUACUGUGCAUGAGAACAAAGAUUAUAUGGACAUCCAUUCCAGGCCAAACAUCAUGGGCGGAUAUUCCAAAAGUCUAUCUGAUCAAAUUAUUGCUCCUGGUGAUCUCAGGUUAUCAAUUAGGGAUAGGGUUAUGGGUCAAGACAUAAGAGAGACUGAUCAGAGGAUGGUACCUUCAGAUGAUAUUCGUGGUUUACAUAAUUACGAUGUGAAUCCAUCUCUCUUUUACGGAGAGCCUAGGCCAACUUCUGCAACACAAAGAGAUAUGAGCUGUAGGAGCAAUCUUCUGUAUAAUGCAGAUGCUCCUGAUUUAAAUUUCAAUCAGUCAUCAUCUGUUGGAUUUUAUAGUGGUUCUAAGUCGAUAAUAGACACCACUUCUCCUUUAAGAAACAGUGAAAGGAAUUCAUUAAAUAGCCAACCACAUCUCAUGCUUCCAGAACUGAAAGACAUGAACAGAUGGCAUGAUAGUGGUGGUGACUUUCUUAAUUCUGUUUUAUACAGUAGCAGCAGAGAUUGCAUGUUUUUCAAUGAGGCUCGAAAUUCUGACCUGUUGGCACCAGAGUCUCGUUUACACGAAGCUUGCAAUAACAUUCCUUCCUUGAUGCCUCCAUCAGCUCCUAUCCCUCCUUCAGAUAUUGGGAAUUCUGGCAGGGUACAUGGGCCCUUUUCUUCCAUGUUCUAUGAUAGCAAAUCAUCUUCAGGCAAUAAUAUUAAUCCUGUAGCAUUACAAGAAAAUAUGAGUCAUGAGAUAGCACUACCAAAGAACAAUGUGAUGUUUAGUCCUGAUGUUCCUUGGGCAAGUGAGAGUCCUUCCCAAGUCCAAUAUGGUGAUUCAUUAAAUCAUGAAUAUGAUAUUGGAUCUUAUCGUGAUUCUCAAACUGUUAAGUCUGGUCAUCCCAAGAAAAAAAGUAGUGUGUUUUCUCGUUUAUCUUUUGUGCAGGAUGUUGACAAACAAGAAAAUGCAAACAAUGCACGGAAUAAGAAACAUGAUUUCCAUACUUCAGUUGAUGAAGUGAUGGAAAUGGUACGUCACAGUCAGAACCAGUGGACGACAAAAAGAAUGUCAAAGCCAAGCAAGCACAGCAAGGCUGAAAGUUUGAGGAGUAGAACUCAAUUAACUGGUUCAAGGAAGAAGGAUGAUUGCUUUGAAAAUACCUUGAAGGAUCUAAGUACGGAUUUGACUACUGCAAGUGGAGACAAGUCGAUGACAAAAAGAAUGUCAAAGCCAAGCAAGCACAACAAGGCUGAAAGUUUGAGCAGUAGAACUCAAUUAAUUGGUUCAAGGAUGAAGGAUGAUUGCUUUGAAAAUACCUUGGAGGAUCUAAGUAUGGAUUGGACUACUGCAAGUGGAGAAAAUUCCAAUAAAAUAGCUGAAGAUGUAUCUUUUGUGGAUUUCAAGCGUCGCAGCAAAGUGAGGAAACUUAGUGAUGAGACUGAGAUUAGAAGUUCCGAUGAGAGUGAAAAGACUGAGAAUUUGGUACUUGUGCAACCGAAGAGAAGAAAGUUGGUCCGCCCAAAUUUCAACAAAAGUACAACUUCUGAUGACAAGGGUGUCGAUCUUGGUGCUUCUCAAAAUUUACCUUUGUCACAUGGGAGUUGCAAUCUUAUGGAUGCUAGCAAAAGUGGCUGUUCUUUGCCACAAACAGAGGCAAAAAUUAAAACUAGCAUUUUAGCACUUUUAGCUCGUGCUGAACUGCAAAACAUUAUUGGUAAUGCACACUCUGAAGAUAAGAAUACUACUCAGGCCAGGGGACGUGUCUGCAGCGAAGGAGGAGAAAAAGCAACAGACCGUGCUCUUACUGCAUUUCAUGAUGGAUCAGAAUGCAUAGAGAAUGUAAAAAAUACGAAUGUUUUUUCUUCAGCUUCUUGCAGAGACAAGAGUUGCCAUAUGAAGGAAGGUUUCUGUGCGAUGGAUAGCAUAAAAUCAGUUCCACAGGACACGGAAUCAUUUCAUUCUAUUUGUCAAGAACAUAAUGGAGAGGCAUCUGCUGGAAGAGGUAUGAAGGAAGGUUUCUGUGCGAUGGAUAGCAUAAAAUCAGUUCCACAGGACACGGAAUCAUUUUGUUCUAUUUGUCAAGAACAUAAUGCAGAGGCAUAUGUUGGCAGGGGUAUGAAUGCUGAAGAAGAAGCACUGAAAGAUGGAUCUUCAUAUUUGCAGAACUCUGGUAAUGAAAAAGCUCCAAUUGAAACUCCUCAUAUCAAUGAGGGCUUAGGUGUGAUGGAUAGUACGAAAUCAGUAUUUCCAGGCAUAGAAUCACUGCAUUCCGUUUGUCAAGGGCACCAUUUGGAUAAGAUCAUAUGUGCUAGCAGAGGUAUUAAAACUCAUAAUCAAAAAGCUUCAAUUACAACUUGCUGUCAUAUCAAGGAAGGCUUAGGUAGUAAUGGUAGUGUAAAAUCAGUGUCUGCAAAUUCGGAAUCACCGCGUUCAAUUUGUCAAGAACGUCAUGCAGAUAAGAAUCAUGAGAUCCUACAUGCUGGCGUAGGUGUUAACUCUGAAAAACGAAUGCCAAAAGAUGGAAGCUCCUCCUUAGCCACUGAAUUUAAAGAUGGAUCAGACACUUCACAGUUCUCUGGCAAUGACAAUGCUCCAAUUGAAUCAGUGUCUGCAAACUCGGAAUCACUGCGUUCAAUUUGUCAAGAACGUCAUGCAGAUAAGAAUCAUGAGAUCCUACAUGCUGGCGUAGGUGUUAGCUCUGAAAAACGAAUGCCAAAAGAUGGAAGCUCCUCCUUAGCCACUGAAUUUAAAGAUGGAUCAGACACUUCACAGUUCUCUGGCAAUGACAAUGCUCCAAUUGAACAAAAGAUGGAUUGAACUUUCAUCGUUGGCUUGCAUACACCAUUCUAACUAUGUUUUGGGAGAAAAUCCAGAAACAUGUGAAGUUCUGGGAAUUUUUGUAGACUGUACUGUGUUAUUCAGGGGAGGCUGUAGUCGGUUGGAGAAAAAGUUGAUAUGUUCCGCAAGUCGUUUUUAGUUGAAACGUUGGAAAGAACAAUGUUUUGUGGGAGUUGAUGAUAGGCUUGUUUGAGACACUUUUGUAAUAGAUCAAUUCUCCUUUCAAGUUUGAAAUCUUAUAUUUUGUAAAUGCCCGACUUGAAUAUGAUUCUAAAAGUAUUUUUUUGGUUACAUAAUUCUGAAAGUAUUGCAAUGCAAUGACCAUUAACACUAUAUUGGGAAGUAAGGCACAACUAACCUCAGGCUUUGAA
Lotus japonicus is the source of this 4275-nucleotide messenger RNA. RefSeq lists its product as uncharacterized. The coding region runs from base 185 to 3883 and encodes 1232 amino acids. The record is from RefSeq and is a predicted model, not a curated record. Lineage: Eukaryota; Viridiplantae; Streptophyta; Magnoliopsida; Fabales; Fabaceae. The transcript is spliced from 5 exons.